AUGGUGGAUACGGUGGGAAAGGUUGCUGAUGAUGAUAAGGAUAUUGCCAAUAUCCUGAGCUGGGCGCGUCCUGCGAAAACGCAUGGUUCAACGGAUUUCCUUGGGCCCAGUAGGGAUGAGUGUAGGGGUUGGAGAAGGGACACAUUUGGUUGUGGUGAUCCUAUUGGCGGUAAACCUGGCGGAGGUGGCGUCAUGUGGCGGAGUAAGGAGGCAAACGAAGACAAGUUGGUGAUUGGAUGUGGUGUAGAACAACUGGAAAUAGCAAGAUCUUCAGUCAGUUGUAAAUCGGAGAGAGAUACCAAAAGGAAAGAGGGAAGGAGUGAUGAAGAAUCUGUGGUCAACGAGCACUUACCAUCUUUAGCUUUAGCAUGA
Messenger RNA from Melampsora larici-populina 98AG31, 372 nucleotides. RefSeq lists its product as uncharacterized. The transcript has 3 exons. NCBI's taxonomy places the organism in Eukaryota, Fungi, Basidiomycota, Pucciniomycetes, Pucciniales, Melampsoraceae. The coding region runs from base 1 to 372 and encodes 123 amino acids. The record is from RefSeq and is a predicted model, not a curated record.